Mangifera indica (mango) is the source of this 1202-nucleotide messenger RNA. RefSeq names its product protein LEAD-SENSITIVE 1. The coding region runs from base 254 to 1021 and encodes 255 amino acids. The record is from RefSeq and is a predicted model, not a curated record. Lineage: Eukaryota; Viridiplantae; Streptophyta; Magnoliopsida; Sapindales; Anacardiaceae. The transcript is spliced from 2 exons.
AUACUCAAAUUAAUGAUGGAAUUUAUUCGCAAACCAUAAUGAGUAGAUAUUCUUUCUCUUCUAAGCUAAGUAAACCUUGAGAAGGAAAUUGAAAUCUCCCAUUAAUUCGAUAAAGUAGGCGUUAUUGCGAUUUCUACAGUUGGAAGAGAAGAUGCAAUUAGGGUUACGUAUUCUCUAAUAUUUUCCAGAAUUUAGUACUUGCCGAAGGCAAAGGGUCUCUUGUAACGCCAGAUAACAUCAAAAGAAGAAUAAAAUGGGAGUUCUGUCAAACAAAAUCGAUAGAGAAGAUCUGAAGCCUGGAGAUCACAUCUACUCUUGGAGACAAGCCUACAUCUACGGUCAUCAUGGGAUAUAUAUUGGUGAUGGGAAAGUGAUUCAUUUCACUAGAGGAACAGGACGGGAAAUUGGCACAGGAACUGUCUUUGACCGAUUAAUUUUUAGCUCUUCGCCUGCUCACUCUUCUGAUAAUCCAUGUCCAAAGUGUGGUGAUCAUUCAAGGCUUGAUGGUGAUGGUGUCAUCAUCUCCUGCAUUGACUGUUUUCUUGAUGGUGGUAAUCUCUAUCUCUUUGAGUAUGGUGUCUCACCAGCUUUAUUUCUUGCCAAAGUUCGUGGAGGGACAAGCACCCUUGCCCUUUCCGAUCCCCCGGAAGAUGUUCUCCACCGUGCCAAUUUUCUUCUCCAGAAUGGUUUUGGUGGCUACCAUGUUUUCAAGAAAAAUUGUGAGGAUUUUGCAAUAUACUGUAAAACAGGUCUACUUGUGAAUACUAGCAUCAGUGUGGGUAGCAGUGGGCAGGCGGCAUCCCUUUUAGCUGCUGUAAGUGCUGUUGUUUCUUCACCCCUUCGAUUCUUGACUACCAGCUUUGGUGGCCUGGCAGCUGUUGGUUAUGGUAUUUACUGUGUCAACCGAGUUGUUUCCGAUAUCGGUAUAAGACGUGAUGUAGUGAAGUUACCAGUUGAGAGUAUUGUUGCCUAUACUAGCUUAGACGGGGUAACUGCUACAGUUAAUACUGCUAUAGAAUGAUUUGUUGACAUGAAUUCCUUUGGGAUACAAGGUGUUACCCCAUUUCUCAUGCGGGGAAAUGUGAAAAACCUUUCCCUUGGAUAAAUCCUUAUUUGUAUCCAAAAUUAAAAAAAAAAAAACAUUCAAUUGUCUGUUUUCAUGUAUUCUGACACUAGCGAAUGUGAACAGAUUUGUAUUUGUA